Molecule: messenger RNA, 2357 nt
Organism: Molossus molossus (Pallas's mastiff bat)
Lineage: Eukaryota; Metazoa; Chordata; Mammalia; Chiroptera; Molossidae
Gene: CTNNBIP1
Product: catenin beta interacting protein 1
Exons: 5
Coding region: 156-401 (81 amino acids)
Biological process (GO): negative regulation of Wnt signaling pathway
Cellular component (GO): nucleus; cytosol; beta-catenin destruction complex
Molecular function (GO): beta-catenin binding
Source: RefSeq, a predicted model, not a curated record
CGCACGGACCCGCAGCCCCCGCCGGCCCGGCCGGGUCGGGCGGCCCAGGGCCGCACCUUCUAUUUCUCCCCGGCCACAGCUUGCCCGUCACAGUUGAGCACCUGUUUGCCUGAAGUUAAUUUCCAGAAGCAGCAGUCCCCAGAGCUGGCCAGGGGAUGAACCGUGAGGGGACUCCCGGGAAGAGUCCGGAGGAGAUGUACAUUCAGCAGAAGGUCCGGGUGCUGCUCAUGCUGAGGAAGAUGGGAUCAAACCUGACGGCCAGCGAGGAGGAGUUCCUGCGCACCUACGCCGGCGUGGUCAGCAGCCAGCUCAGCCAGCUGCCACAGCACUCCAUCGACCAGGGUGCAGAGGACGUGGUGAUGGCGUUUUCCAGGUCGGAAACAGAGGACCGGAGGCAGUAGCUACGACUCCCUCGGGACAUCCUGAAAGCUGGCGAGGGCCAAGAGAUCCGUGUGGACCUCGUCUGGCUGAGUGGCAGCAGGUCACCUUCCCCACCCCUACACCCACCCACCCGCGCCACUCAGCGGGGCUGGCAUCGAGGGAAACACCAGUGGUGCAGUUAUGAUUGGCUUAAAGGGACAGACUCAUGAUUGGCUGCAGGAAGAAACCUUUUUAUUUUUAAAUCUUGACCAACAGAAACCUUUUAUUUUUAUUUCUGACUUUUUUUUUUUUUUAAUUAUUUUUAAAUUUGCUCCACGGGUGUAUGGCUUCCCAGGAAGCUCCCCGAGCUCUGGUGCUUUAUUUAGGUCACUUUUUAGGAACGUGAAGAGGUCCGAUUGGCUGCUCAAACUGGAAAAGGAUUUUGAUUGGCUGGCUGAUGGAAAACGGUUUUUCUUUUUUCUUUGAAUGGCUGCAGGUGUUCUGCUGAUAGCAACAGCUUCUCUCUUUUGAAUGCUGAAAACAGGGUUUGGGACAUUGGUUGUUAUAUUUGACUUGAAAAAAAAAAAAGAAAGAAACCAAGUGCGCUUUGCAAUAUUUAUGACACAGCUUGCUGCUUUCGCGUGUUUUGUUUGUGUUUGCACUUGAUUGUUAUUUGGUUUCCCGCUGGCUCACCCCUGACUCCCGUUGCCAAGGCCUCCCCCUACUCUGCUGCACGCAGUCCUUCUGCAGCCUGGGUCCACCUGGAAAGUGCAUUUGCUUUAGUGACCACACCUGGCUCCACCAGCAAGGGGACCGAGAGGUCCCUAAGCAGGAUCCACAGCUGAAAAAUGAGGCCCCCAGCAGGUUUGUGUUGUCCUGAAGGAGCAGCCCAGAGGUGAGUGGUGACCGACCAUCAGCCAGGAUUUAUGUGCCUCGCUUCCAGGAGUUGGCAGCCAGCCCGCCCCCCUGGACGAUACUGGAAUUGCUCCACUGGCCGGCCCCUUGGCCUGCCCGGACCGAGCAGAGGCGCGCUGUGCUGGGCAGCUCUGUCCUUUGCACCCCUCCGUACUCACUUCCUGAGGCCUCAGCUGGGGACUGCCCCUGUACAGCGCAGGAGCUGCUCCCCCAGUUAUGGGACCCCGCAACGCAGCACAGGUCUCUGCCUGGGAGUCCAGAACCCACACAAAGACCCCCAGCUUGGCCCACAAAGCCUGCGAGUCCUUUGGCUCCAAACACCCACCCAGACCUCGCCCAGCCAGGCUCCCAGGGUGUCUGCCGCUGGGACAGUAGGUUCCGACCAGCGCUCCGGGUGCUGUCAUCUGGGCCUGUGCGUCUGUCUGUGUCAGCCUGGGACGAACAGCGUCGGUGUUUAUUUAUGAAGCGCUUCACUGAGCAAGGCCCCCCAGGCUGGUCCUCAACCCCUGCCCCAGAAACACAUUGCAGAGCCCCAGUCUUCGAAUGGCUGGGAGCACCCCAAGUCUUCCCACCUGCCCUCCCCCUCCCCCAGGAGGCAGCCUGCCCUCUCCCCUCAUCUGUCCCAGGAGUGGCUUCCGGAUGAGGAGGCCGAGGAAGAUGCAGACCUCAGGGAGGGGAAGCCUCCACCCUCUCCCGAAAGUAAAGCCCGUUCUUGCCCCUGCAGAGCUGGGAGAAGACUCUCAGCCGUUCCCUCUUCUUAGGGCGUGGGGCCGGCGUGGAGUGCAGGAGCCUGGAGAGCCCCACGGUCAGGGGACGUCCACGCUGUGCUGAGUCUGACCCCAGGAGGAGGACUUGAGUGUCACCUGAGCGCCGUGUCUUCCUCCGCGCACGGCCCUUGGCCCUGGUUUGCUGACUGUUCACUGCAAAGACUGUUGAUCCCCAGGGAACAGGGACUGUGGGGACCCCAGCGGGGGCCUCAGAGCAUCUUCCUCCCAAGGGGUGGGGCGGCAGUGUGUGUGCAUGUGUGAGCACACGUGCACACCCACCCACACUCACAAGCACACUCACUCGGCUCAGUGGCC